Messenger RNA from Pedinophyceae sp. YPF-701, 444 nucleotides. The record is from the annotation of a GenBank genome assembly. NCBI's taxonomy places the organism in Eukaryota, Viridiplantae, Chlorophyta, Pedinophyceae.
AUGGGGCUGUCACCGGACGAGAUCACGAUGUGCCGAAAGGCCUUCGCGCAGUUCGACGCCGACGGGAGCGGGACGAUCGACGUCUCCGAGCUGCGCACUGCGCUCGAGGCCCUGGGGCAGCAGCCCACGGAGGACGAGCUCUUCAACAUGAUCGCUCAGGUGGACGAGGACAACAGCGGGCAGAUCGAGUUCCGGGAAUUCCUCAAGGUGAUCGAGUCGCAGAAGCAGGCGAACGCGCGGAAGGACGACGAGUCGGAGAUCGUGGCGGCCUUCGUGGCCAUGGGCGGCGCGGCGGACAAGAGUGGGUCAGUGUCGGCGGCGCGGCUGAAGGAGACGAUCAAGGAGUUCGGGCUGACGAUCGACAUCGAGAAGAUGAUCCGGGAACUGGACAAGGACGACUCCGGGCUCCUCGAGUACCCCGAGUUUAAGGCGAUGCUCAUGUAA